AUGCCACGUGGCUUGUGGGUUACUGUACCUGGCCCACUUCCAAAAUUCGAGCGCUGUUUAGCGUGGUCCGUUUGGUUGUUUCACUCGAUCUCGGCGUUUUUUCUCGCCGCUUGGGUCUCGCAUGGAAAAUUGCGAGUUUGGUUGGAGGGAAAUGGAUUUGUGAGAACUAGUGGGUGAGUUUGAAUUAUGUAUUUUGGCUCGGAAAAUUUUUGACACGUGGCAGGCGGAAAAUUUUAAAUUUUGAAUUUUUUAAACAUUUUCAGCUGUAAAAAUGUCUUGUGAAUUUUUUUUAGAAAUUUUUGACAAAAUUUCUAAAUUUCUACACGAAAACAUUUUUUUUUCAGAAAAAUUCUGGAAAAUCAUGCCACGUGUAUUUUUGAGCAAAAUUUUUUAAAGUCAAUUGUUUUUCAAAAUUUCAGGUUUUUAGCGUUAAAAAUCCACGUGGAAUUUUUUUCGCCAAAGUCUUCCGUUUUAAAUUUUUUUUGAAUUUCCCCCCAAAAUUCCCAACCUUUUUGCAGCUACAGUACAACAUCGUCUCAAGACCUCUCCGAUCCAGAAUGGCUCUACUAUCGUCAAACUCUCUCGCAUCUUCUCCUCAGCUACAGUAUCCACAGCACCGCCCAUUUUUUCGCGCGCAAACUCUUGGCACCAAAUUCUCCUCUCCUUCCCUGGCUCCUCACAGCCAUCGGUUUUGCCUCGCAGAUUUUCAUGACAAGUUGGCGAUGCGUGGGAGUACUGUAUUUGUUCACAGCCACAGUAACCUGGGUUACUGUGGGCGUGUUGAGUAAUCUUGCCACAUGGCAAAAACAGGCUGCCACGUGGAUUUUUUGCAUUGUGUUCAUCACGAGGAGCUUGAGUUUCAUACCGUUUACACCGGGUGGAAGUAUUUUCUAUCGCGAAUUCAAUUUGUAUUUGUAUGGAGCCUUUAAGGUGAGCGUGGCCUAGAAAAUUUGUUGGGUUUCCUAGGCCACCUUCUUCCAGAUUCUCAGCCACACCCUCUACAUCAUUGAAAAUCGCGAAAAUCCUCCCAAACUCCACGAAUCGCUCCAAUAUUUCGCCUAUCUUCCCUAUUCAAUGACUCUCAUCGUGACAUUCGCCGAUUUCUUAUCGCAAACUCGCACAACACCAGCGGCGAACCCGCGAAUCUCGCGAAUUUGUCGCGCCGCACUUCGCCUCAUCUUCUGGUAUUUCGCGUUCGAAGCCCUUCUCCACGUGGUUCAUGUGAAUGCGAUUUUUGCGGCGACGUCGCCAGGCGAAAUUUUCGCCCGCCUCAAUGUCUAUGAAAUCGCCUCGAUUGCCUAUUGUUGUGGUCAAUUGUUUCAUGUGAAAUAUGUGAUUAUUUUCGGAGUUCCCGCGUUUUUCGCAAGAGAAUUGGAUGGAAUGCGACCGCCUUGUGAGCCGAUUUGUAUUUCGCGAGUUUCACUGUAUUCUAGAAUGUGGCGAUUUUUUGAUAAUGGACUGUAUAAUUUUUUGAAAACACAUGUCAGUUUUUGAAUUUUACACGUGAGCUAUGACGUGGCAAUUUAAAAAUCUAUAAUUUAUUUCAAAAAAAAAAUCACCUGAAUCAAAUAUUUUGCAGGUUUAUAUUCCAGUGAUGUCCAAACCGCUUCCCAUGUAUCUUUCAAUUCUUCGAAGUCUCUCCGCUCUCAUCGCAGUCUUUUCGGUUGUUCUCGCUUGGCACGGCGCAAAAACCCACUAUAUUUGCUGGGUUUCCUUGUCCGCUGCUGAACUCAUCAUUGAACGAAUCGGAUAUGCGAUUUGGAAGAUGGACAGCGUUCAACAACUUCGAGCUCGUCUUGGUGAGCAUUGUUGUCGGCGAGUGAUGGCGACGGGAAUGUUGUUGACGGUGACACCCGGGAUAUUUGGUGUAUUUUUCUUUUUGGGACAGCCCGGAGUUGGGCAAGCGAUUUUGGAUAGAAUUGUGAUUCAAGGAAUGCGCGAUGUUUUUACGGGGAAUUUGAGUUUUUCACCGUAA
Messenger RNA from Caenorhabditis angaria, 1975 nucleotides. The record is from the annotation of a GenBank genome assembly. NCBI's taxonomy places the organism in Eukaryota, Metazoa, Nematoda, Chromadorea, Rhabditida, Rhabditidae.